GUUGUUAGCGGGACGUUUCGAAACUUUGCGCACUUUAAAUGGCUGAUGAGAAGCCACGAAGAAAACUAAUUUUACACUUUGAUGCAAGGAAUACUUUGUUUCUGUCAGAUAAAAGUUAUCGUUUUACUAUUGAAGAGGCACUUAACAAUUACAUUUCUGGAAUUGUAUGGGGUCAAUUAAAAGAAAAAUCUGAAAAAAAUGAAAGUAAUGAUGUACAAAACAAUUCGGAAACUAUCUUACCAAUGGAUUGUAAUCAAGAUCAUUCAAGUGAUAUGAUUGAAAUAAAUGAAAGUCAAAGUGAAAGUAUAAAACCUGUAAAGUAUCAAGUUCUUAAUGAAAUGAAUCCAAAUCAAAAUCAUGAAGUUAACUCUUGUAAAACAACAAUAACCACCCCCACAACAACAACAACAAUCACAACUCCAAUGGAUACUCGUCAACCAUAUGAAGGUGAAAAUUUUGAAAAUUUAACAUCAAAUGAAUUAGCUAAUUUUAAAUCAACAUUAGCAUGUUGGAAUCGUUUACCAAUACCAUUAUGUAUUAAACAACCACAACCAAAUGCAAUAAGUAUAUAUAAAUUAUUAGAGAAACAAAUUGUUAAAAUAACAUCCGAUAGAGGUAGAAUAAGAAGAUAUUUAGGUAAUUUUACUCAAACACCAGAAGGUUUACCAUAUCGUAAUUUAUUUAAUGAAUAUUUAGAAAUGUUAAAAUUAACACCAAUUGAAUCUAUUAAUUCACCAUAUUGUUUAUGUGUAAAUAGUGGAAAUAUUAAUAAUCACCAUGGCAACAACAAUAAUAAUAAUAAUAUAAAUGAGAAUGUGGAUAAUCAUUAUUAUCAUUAUUUAAUGCCAGCUUUUUAUCGUUUAUUAACAUGGCUUAUUGAAACAAAUCGUCAAUUUGCUAUAUUUAUACGUACCUAUGGUAAAGAUGGUGAACAUAUUUUAUCAGCUAUUGAAGCAUAUAUUCAUGGUAAACAUUCCCAGGAGAAAGCACCAUUGAAUGCUAAACAAUAUAUACCAAUUGAUUAUACUAAAUGGUAUUUAAAACGUUCUGAUCAUGAACCAUUAUUUCAAUUUAUAAAAGAAAUUCCAAAUAAAGAUCUAUUAGAUCCUGAUAAACAAUUUAUUAAUAUAUCAAAUAAUCCUAAUGAAAUUUAUCAAAUAUGGUCAAAACAAAUUGGUGUACUACAUGUAAUAGAUGAUUUCAAUUAUUGGAAAUCACAUAAUUAUCAUUAUAAAUCAUCGAAACCUUUAUGGUUUAAUCCAUAUGAUCCAUAUAUUCAACAUAUAUUAUUUGAUGAUAAUAUACGAUUUGAAGAAGAUGGUUCUAAUGUCAUUGAUUUAUAUCAACUUAAUACUACUACUACUACUACGAGUAGUAGUAGUAGUAGUAGUAGUACUGGUAAUGGUAAUGGUAAUAAUAAUAAUGAUGAUGACAUAACCUCUUCAGAAUCUAAUCAUUAUCAUCAUCUUGAUAAUAAAGAAGCUAUGAAAUGGGAAAAUAUUUAUUAUGUACAAGCGGAUUUAUUAAACAUAAUUAAAAAUAGAAAUUAUUUUAUUGAAAAAGUUAAUGAAUGUGAAUUCAAUUUAGAUCAAAUACAAAAACAAUUCAAUAUCAUUUGAUCAUUUUGGAUUUGUUUUUUUAUUAUUAAACUUGAUCUGUACAUAGAAUAGUACAGUUGUAAUUUGUUUAUUGAAUACAUUUUAUAUAGAGAUAUAUAAAUGAUGUUUUUUUUUAUAGAAUUCAUUUUGUAUUCAUGUUUUCAUAUACUACUUAAAUGAUACUUAUAUCUAUAUAUAUAUCAUUAGUGAGGUGAGACUAUCAUUUAUGAACGAACCAAUCAGGUAUAAGAUAAAAGGUUUUGAAUUUUAGCGCGAAAUUAUUCACUUAUCCAUUCGACGAAAUAAAGUUUUGACAUCAUUAUAACUGAUAUUAGUUAAUUCUAAAACCUUAAUUAUUAAAUGUAAAUCAAAAUUCGAAUUGUUCACAUGAAUUUGUGACCUUGAUUUGGUGGAACCUUUCUCAAGGUUAGUUUAGCGUCACCUCAAGGUUAUUCAUUGAUUAUUGAUUGUACCAAAGAUGUUACAUGUACAAUUAUACUCUAUUUGAAAUGUUUUGUUUCGUUUUCUUUUUUCUUUGGUUGUUUUUAAACGUAACAUCUAUGUAGAGAAACUUUCUUCUAUGAUAUAAUAAAAAGUUUAAUUAUGAUAA
Molecule: messenger RNA, 2208 nt
Organism: Schistosoma intercalatum
Lineage: Eukaryota; Metazoa; Platyhelminthes; Trematoda; Strigeidida; Schistosomatidae
Source: the annotation of a GenBank genome assembly